GAGAAGUCUCGCAGAGUCUCGCGAGAGGCGCUCACUUGUACGGCCGCCAUAUUGUGUGACACUAUUUUGAUUGUUAUCUGCUGGAAGAGAGAAAGCCAGAGAGACGCUACGCGGGAGCCGAGGGGGCCGCAGAAGAGCUGUGAGAAGAGAAGAGAGCGAGCGGAGACGGGCUGCUGCUGUCCGCAGAUCCGCGGCGCUGACACGACCAACACAGUCUAUAAGUGUUGCAUCCCUAGAAGAAUCAUGAAAGGCUGUCCAAACAUGAGAGAAAGAACACACUCCUGCUCAGAGAAAUGGUCUGCAUUAACAGUGUUUUUGCAGAAGAUGCUGAGCCAGUGCGUGUGAGCGAGUGCUGUGGUCAAGGCCGUUCUGUUUUGGCAGUAGACGAAUGGCACAGGGAAACCAGCAGAUUGACAACCAGGUUCUGCGUCACCUGCGGCAACAGUUUCCAGAGCUUCCCGAGGACGUGGUGUCCGAGUGUGUCCUGCAGAAUAAGAACAAUUUAGCUGCGUGUUGCGAGUACCUGACCAAGGUGAGUCCUGGUUUCUUGUAUAGCGAAGGCAGCCAGAGUUCGACAGAUCUUCGCAAUCACAUGACCCAGCUCAACCUCGGCAUCUCUCAGAAUACCCAUGGCGCUGUGCAGCGAGAUGUAAUGAGGAUGAAUGGCAGCAGGACUGUCACCCCCAGCGCGAGCGAUGGGCCUUUGACCGUACCAUCCCCUCUCUCCGAGUUCUACCAGCCCGAAACGCCGUCUGUGCCAGCACACACGCCUGUGAGUCUCGGCGCCUUCGCCACCAUGGAGUCCACUCGCAAGCCACAGCCUCCUCAGGACCUGGGCCUUUACCAGGUCGGGGGCAAAGGUCACAGACCGCCUCCCACCCCACGCUUCAACCCGAUAACGGUGACGCUUGCGCCCAACACCGGCCGCAACACGCCAACCUCCCUGCACAUCCAUGGAGGGCCUCAGUCGGGCCUGAACAGCCCAAACUCCAUCUACAUCCGGCCGUACGUGACCCAGCCAGGCUCCACGCGACAGGUGCAGGGCCGAGCUCAGUACAGCCCCACCUCGCAGCCUGCUCAGCAGAUCUACCAGAUCAGCCACCCUGCAGCUUCCCAGAGCUCCUGGACUGGCAGCCAGCAUCAGACCUCACACGUGUACAUGCCCAUCAGCUCGCCCACCAACACCCAGGCGCCCUCCAUUCCCUCGGCCGUGGCCUUACAGGCCGCUUCCUCCACACCCUCGCCUUCCUCCAGCUCGUCCUCCUUUAGCCAGUACAACAUCCAGAACAUCUCGACCGGGCCGCGGAAGAAUCAGAUCGAGAUAAAGCUGGAGUCUCCGCAGAGGGUGUUUGGAGGGUCAACGGCAACACUCCUGCGCACCGGCUCUGCGCCGCGAGCCGCCUGUAGCUCCACGUCUUCGUCCUGUCCAGCGUCGUCUUCGCUGGCUGCGUCCGCGGGUCCCUCCACUCCCAUCUCGAUCGGCGGCGCCGGGCUGAGUCGCAGCCAGCCCACGGUGUACAUCUCCCCGUCCCCGCCCGCUGCAGACGACUGUGCCCUCGUUCCCAACGCCCCUCGCUCGCAGCCCAAGUUCUACAUCUCUGCGAAUGCGUCAGCCGACGACGGAGGGGCGAGGAAUCCGCCGACGGUCUAUAUCUCUGCCAAUCCCGCGCUACAGGGCUCUGCCGGUCUGCGAGCUUUGGGGAGCCAGGUGAGCAUGGGCCCUGCAUACAUACACCACCACCCGCCCAAAUCCCGGCCCUCUGUAGGAGCCGGAGGCACGGCCACGUCUCCUCGUGUGGUGGUGACGCAGCCCAACACCAAAUACACCUUCAAAAUCACUGUCUCCCCCAAUAAACCUCCGGCUGUGUCUCCUGGGGUGGUGUCGCCCACGUUUGAGCCCACUAACCUGCUCAGUCUACCGGGCGAUCACCAUUACGUGGAGCCGGAUCCGCUGUACCAGUCCGACCCGCUCUCACCUCACCAGGACAAAAGCUCGGAGCAGCACAGACUCAGCAUGGGUGCGGACGAUGCUGCGUACACACAAGCUUUGCUGGUGCAUCAGAGAGCACGCAUGGAGCGACUGUGGCAUGAACUGGAGCAGAAGAAGAGAAAGCUGGAGAAGCUGAAAGAAGAAGUCAACGAGAUGGAGAAUGACCUCACACGGAGACGAAUGCAGCGCUCCAACUCAGCCUGUCAGAUACCAUCUAUUGAGGAGAUGCAGCAAUUGAGGUGUAAGAAUAGACUUCUACAGAUCGAUAUUGAUUGUUUAACCAAAGAGAUUGACCUCCUUCAGACACGAGGACCAGACUUCAAUCCCAUUGCAAUUCACAAUUUUUAUGACAACCUUGGAUUCUUGGGUCCUGUACCUCCUAAACCUCCCAAAGGUCCUACGAAACCAGGAGUGGAUCUGGACAGGAGAGGGCGCAGGAUCAGCGUCAGCUCCAAGCUGAAGAGAGACCCGUCUCUCCCUCCUGUGCCUCCCGCCGAGGGCAGCCGGAGCGCCAGGCUCGUGUCGGAGCCCGAGGAGGACGACGGCGUUCAGUGGAGCUGCACUGCCUGCACCUUCCUCAACCACCCUGCCCUCAACCGCUGUGAAGAGUGUGAAUUCCCCCGGCAUUUCUGAGCCACGCCUGCCCUCUCGGCCCACUGUAUGUGUGUGUGUGUUCGUCUUGCGAUGUCCACUGAAGACUGGAUGAUGUUUACAGCUCUUUGUCUCUGUACAGUGUGUGUGUGUGUGCGUGUGUGUGUCGUGUCGUGUGGGAGAUCAAGGGAAACUUCCCCGCUUGAUCCGUGAAGAGGCUCGUGUUGCCGGUGAUAUUGACACGUUUACUUCAUCCACACGCGGUUUACAGAUGUGGCUUUGGAUGCCAGUGUGCCUUUUUCAUGGGAACUGAUCGUGACUGCUUUAUCAGUGCUGUUCCCAAAGGAUCAUGGGCGGAAUCUGCUCAACUCACAGUUCUUCUGUUUGAUCAAUGAAAUGCAAAAAAGAAAAGAAAAAAAAACCCUGCAUGUUUUAGAUGUACAGUUUACAGAGGAGUCUCCGCCACAGAUUUUACUGUACAUAGUUUUAGAACGAGCUUUUCUUUCUUAAGAAUUCACAUGUAUUUCCUGUAAGUAUAGCUUUAUAGACGUCAUUUAUUUCUCUGUUGUUGUUUCGUUUGUUUCUCUCAGAUGAGUAUGGAGCGUUUGUGAGAAGCUAAAGGGAUGCUGAAACAGCGUGCAGCAAACAGUGCUCUGUCAAGCACUCUAUUCAGCGUACGAGCUGCAGACGCAGCAAAACUGAACUGAAAAAGAUCUAGAUUUUAUUAAUAAUAAGGUACUUGACCUCGAAGCAGUUCACAGGCAGUCCAUAAAGCCCAAGAUAACAAACACGUUCCUGUGUGACAACUGGAAUCUAGGUUUACUAUGAGAGGAACUGAUACCUUUGUGCCAUGAAAGGGAUGUUUCUCUGCUAUGCAUUGAUGGAGCUCUUUCCCAUUGUUUGCAGUAAUGUGGGUCUGAGAGGAAAGACUUGUGUGCGUGUGUCCUCCGAACAGCGGACGAGUGUUCACAAGGGCUUUAACACACCGAGUGCUCGCCGCUGCCUUCUAUGCUUCAGGAUUUGUAAAUUGCCAAAGCACAGGCGUCAUGUCUCUGAGUGCAGCGAAAUAUUUCACCAUGUGCCUUCGGUCUUUAUGUGGGUCUCUGUUACGGAUCAUGGUUUGUGGCAAUAUGCACAGUGCCUUAACUUACAGAUGUUACAGAAUUUAAUCUUUAUUAUUAUUAAACUGUAAUAAAGUUGCAGUUUGGUGACUUUAUUAGUUGAUUGAACUAAAACAAAUGUUUUGUGAUCCAUCCUUAUGAGAGUGCUAAUGCAUAAAUUGUGCAUUGAAAAGCUGAAUGAGAUUGUUAUUUAUAAAACCAAUAAAUACAAUUUCCAAAUGCUGGUUUCUGGUAUCCAGGCUAAAAAUAACUUGGCUGUGGAGAACGUUUAUUCGCUCUGCUCUCUGUUUCCGAGAUGAGGCUAUUUUUGGCUCCAAAGACAUUAGUCUCUGUGCUAACUUUUGAGAAAACCAAAGAAAUAAUCAGAUCUGUCUGUCAUGUGUUUAUGGGUUUUAAAAGAAAAGGGGGAGUAAAUCAUUGUUUUUGAUUAGCUGGGGAAACUGUCUUUGUAAUAGAUAAGUUAUUUGUAAAAAAAAAA
Sinocyclocheilus grahami is the source of this 4180-nucleotide messenger RNA. It is a transcript of the gene tab2, whose product is annotated as TGF-beta activated kinase 1 (MAP3K7) binding protein 2. Gene Ontology annotation, biological process: positive regulation of canonical NF-kappaB signal transduction; positive regulation of protein kinase activity. The coding region runs from base 389 to 2623 and encodes 744 amino acids. Gene Ontology annotation, molecular function: K63-linked polyubiquitin modification-dependent protein binding; ubiquitin binding. NCBI's taxonomy places the organism in Eukaryota, Metazoa, Chordata, Actinopteri, Cypriniformes, Cyprinidae. The transcript has 9 exons. The record is from RefSeq and is a predicted model, not a curated record.